AUGCCCGACCUCAUCGCAACACUCAGUACAAUCCCCCUAUCAGUCCUCUUAUCGGGGUUGAUCGCCAUGGGCGUACUGUCAUGGCUUCGUCCGAAAGGCCGGAUAGGCUUUUACCAUGCCAACGACAACAAGUUGACUUUGACCAAGUCCGGUGGUAAAGAAAAGACAACCUUUGUGGACGUCUGUCGGUCCGCAUCGCCAGAAACAUGCAACCUUAACCCACUUCUGUUCAACGGACACCUCCAAACAGCCUGGACAACCAUGAAACACGAUAAUGUUCCUGUGUACUACAAGCGCAGCAUGUUUGAGUCCGAUAGCCCUGCGUUUACCGGCCACUACGCCGUCGACUUCGUGGUUGCACCGUACGACUUGCCUAAUGACCCGGAACUGACUGAUCAAGCCCGAAAGCAUACCCAAGAGCCCGGCUUGCCACCGCGAACAUCCUUUUUCUCUAAGGAUGAAUUUGACGCCCUGCCUUCCGAUGAUACCAAGCCCAUGCUGGUUGUCUUACACGGGUUGAGUGGUGGCUCGCACGAAGUAUACUUGAGGCAUAUCUUGGCUCCCCUGGUGGCUGAUGGUACCUGGGAAGCAUGUGUUGUUAACUCGCGGGGUUGCGCGCAGACCAAAAUCAGUACUGGUGUUUUGUACAAUGCUCGGGCUACAUGGGAUGUCCGUCAGACUGUGAAAUGGAUCCGGAGCAAAUUCCCCAAUCGUCCUCUUUUUGGAAUUGGGUUCUCGCUCGGUGCCAAUAUUCUCACUAAUUACUUGGGAGAGGAGGGAGAUGCCUGUCAAUUGAAGGCUGCCGUGAUUUGUGCAAGUCCGUGGAAUCUGAGUGUCAGCUCCACGAAGUUGCUAGACACCUGGAUCGGAAAGAAUGUUUACAGCAAAACUAUGGGAAACAGCAUGAAGAGACUCUUUGAAUGCCAUGUCGAACAAGUCUCCAAAAACCCUCGCAUUGAUGUGGAUGCAAUUAGGAAAUCUACCUAUCUCCACGAGUUCGACCGAGCCCUGCAAUGUCCCACCUGGGGCUAUCCCACCGAGGGGGCAUACUACCGUGAUGCCACCUCUACCGAUUCUAUGCUUGCUAUCAGGAUUCCAUUCCUGAGCAUUCAAGCAGAAGAUGAUCCCAUUGUAUCCCGGGAGGCUUUGCCCUACCAAGAAAUGACCCAAACACCAUACGGAGUCAUGUUGACUACAUCAUGGGGUGGCCAUCUAGGUUGGUUUGAAUUUGGAGGAGCAAGAUGGUUUGUCAAGCCGGUGACAAGCUUCUUGAACAAAAUGGCUAGGGAAAUUGACAUUAAUAUCCCCGGUGUUGUCGAACACCCCGAGAGACUCCCGGGACAUAUUGCCCAUCACGACGACCCCAACAAAGACCCCGACCUGGCGCCCAAGCCCCAGUUCCACCCAAUGCAACGCAAACUCGUCCUUCCUUUGGGAAUUUAA
Messenger RNA from Penicillium soppii, 1443 nucleotides. Its product is annotated as putative hydrolase, alpha/beta fold family. Gene Ontology annotation, biological process: medium-chain fatty acid catabolic process; medium-chain fatty acid biosynthetic process. Bases 1 to 1443 code for a protein of 480 amino acids. Lineage: Eukaryota; Fungi; Ascomycota; Eurotiomycetes; Eurotiales; Aspergillaceae. Gene Ontology annotation, molecular function: monoacylglycerol lipase activity; acetylesterase activity. The record is from RefSeq and is a predicted model, not a curated record. The transcript is spliced from 6 exons.